AUGGUGGUGGUUAACAACAAGGGUCAGACGGUGGCGCCAGAGAGCCGCGCAAACAGCCUUGUGAGCGAGGCCAUCAGCACCACGAGCAGCUCGUCCUGUGCGGGAGGCCAGUUGAGGAUACAGGUUGAUCAGCUAGAGCACAAGCUCAGGCAGAGGACACAGGCUGCAGGAUCCCUCAGCCUUAAGAACAUGUUCAAGAGCAACAAUCCAGACGGCAAAGCCGCAGUCAACAGGCUGCACCUCUCUGAGAAGGCUGUGAUUGGCUUCGAUGAGCUGUGCAGUGCCAUCCGAGAGCCGGUGCUCACCGACCCGGCCGCCUGGCUGUCCCCAGCUCGGCCUGCCAACCCAGGGGCUCUGCUGCGGGCCUCCCAGGCCCUCUCCCUCCUGCGCGGCCCAGCCAGAACCAGAUUUCUGGAGGCUGUGGAAUAUCUCCCUGUCCAGGGGCCAAAGGGACCUGGCUGGAUCGUAGCUGCAGAACUGAAAAGUAUUCUGGAACAGCUUGAGUUACACAUGGAGGAGUCCGAGUUUGACAAGUUGUGGAAGAGGUUUGAUAUCGAUGCACUAGGAGCUGUGAGACUCAAGGUUUUACUUAAGAAACUUGGACUUUGUAAAAGAAAGAGACUGGACUCCAUCGAUGAUAACAUUCCGAAAAGCACGAUACCACCCCAAAAUGAAGAUGUGAAAACCACAGGGCGGCCCAGGACCCUGUCCAAGGCGGAGGAGGACCGCCAUGUCUCCAUCACCAUGGAGACCUGGCUCAAGGACAGGUUCAGGGAGGGUGUUCAGAAAAUGAAGGUGGAGUUCGAACGACUGGACCCUGAGCAUUCUGGGAAGGUGGGAGGGGAGGAGUUUCUGCAGGUGCUGAGGUGCUUUAACCUGCGUCUGAAGCGGGAGCACCUGGGCCUCUUCCUGGCCCGCUGUGGCGUGGAGCUGCGCCGGGACGGCGUCGACUACCCACAAUUCCUGCUCCGCUUCCUGGAUCGCAGCCAAGACGGGCUCACGCACAGCAUCCUCUCCAACCCUAAGCACAGGUUUCAUCAGGCAGAGAACAUGAGCCAUGCUUCCUCCAUCACAGCUGUGGAGGCCAAACUGACUCAGCUGUUCCAGUCUGAGUACCUGUCCCUCCUGCAGACUUUUCAGUGA
This is a messenger RNA of Sardina pilchardus (European sardine), 1143 nucleotides long. RefSeq lists its product as uncharacterized. Gene Ontology annotation, molecular function: calcium ion binding. NCBI's taxonomy places the organism in Eukaryota, Metazoa, Chordata, Actinopteri, Clupeiformes, Clupeidae. The record is from RefSeq and is a predicted model, not a curated record. The coding region runs from base 1 to 1143 and encodes 380 amino acids. The transcript is spliced from 9 exons.